AAUAUCAAUUGUGCCUUCUUUUAUUUUUCCUUUUUCAGAUUCCAUAACUCUUUUCUUGAAUUUGGAGUCAUCCAAACUGCUUGCUUUUCUUCUUAUUCCCAUAAUUACCGAUUCUUGAUUUGAUCUUCGUUUAAUUUAAGCAAAACCCUAGUAUUUUCUAGCUGAAUUAUCGGGAAUUUGGAAGGAAUUGAAUCAGGGAAAAAAGAAAAAAUUCAAUUGAAGAUCAGUUAGUUAGAGAUGGCAAUAGCUGCACCAGAACAGCUUAAUCUUACGGAAGCUCCAACUUGGGGGUCUAGAACCGUUGAUUGUUUCGAGAAAUUGGAGCAGAUUGGUGAAGGCACUUAUGGUCAAGUGUACAUGGCAAAAGAAAUUAGAACAGGGGAAAUUGUUGCUUUGAAAAAGAUACGCAUGGACAACGAAAGAGAAGGGUUUCCAAUAACUGCUAUACGUGAGAUUAAAAUCUUAAAGAAGCUGCACCAUGAAAAUGUCAUUGACCUGAAAGAGAUUGUAACAUCUCCAGGUCGUGAGAAGGAUGACCAAGGGAGGCCAGGCAAGUGUUUCUUAAUUUAAUUUUAUAAACAUAUGACUUUAUUUGCAGAUGGUAACAAAUAUAAAGGCGGAAUCUACAUGGUCUUUGAGUACAUGGACCAUGAUUUGACUGGGCUUGCUGAUCGUCCUGGAAUGAGAUUUUCAGUUCCGCAGAUUAAGUGUUACAUGAGGCAGCUUUUGACGGGACUGCACUAUUGUCAUGUAAAUCAAGUACUUCAUCGUGAUAUUAAAGGUUCCAAUCUUCUGAUUGACAACAAAGGCAAUUUGAAGCUUGCUGAUUUUGGGCUUGCUCGAUCCUUCUCAAAUGAUCAAAAUGCAAAUCUUACAAAUCGUGUGAUUACUUUAUGGUACAGACCACCUGAGCUGCUUCUUGGGACCACAAAGUAUGGUCCAGCCGUUGAUAUGUGGUCCGUUGGUUGCAUCUUUGCUGAGCUGCUUCAUGGAAAACCAAUUUUUCCAGGGAAGGAUGAGCCAGAGCAGCUGAACAAGAUUUUUGAGUUGUGUGGCUCUCCUGACGAGGUUAAUUGGCCUGGAGUUUCCAAGAUUCCAUGGUAUAACAAUUUCAAACCAUCAAGGCCAUUGAAAAGACGUCUAAGGGAGGCUUUCAGACACUUUGACCGACAUGCCUUGGAGUUGCUUGACAAGAUGCUGAGCCUUGACCCAUCUCAGAGAAUAUCAGCCAAGGAUGCACUUGAUGCCGAGUAUUUCUGGACUGAUCCAUUACCAUGCGAUCCAAAGAGUUUGCCAACCUAUGAAGCUUCACAUGAGUUCCAGACAAAGAAAAAGCGACAGCAGCAGAGGCAGCACGAGGAAGCAGCUAAACGUCAGAAACUGCAUCACCAGCAGCAGCAUGGUCGGCUUCCACCAGUUCAGCAGUCAGGGCAAGGACAUACUCAAAUAAGACCAGGGCCAAAUCCCCCAAUGCAUGCAUCCCAUCCUCAGGUUGCUGGCGGACCUAGCCACCACUAUGCAAAGCCACAUGGACCUCCAGCAGGACCGGGCAGAUAUCCAGCUGGUGGAAAUCCUUCUGGAGGAUACGGUCACCCUACUCGUGGCCAAGGUGGAGCUUAUGGCAGUGGUCGAUACCCACCUCAAGGAAGGGGUACCCAAUACAGUUCAGGAGGAAUACCAGGAAGCAGUGGUCCCCGGGGAGUUGGAGGCCCAAAUUAUCCCCACGGUGCCCCAUAUGGGUCUUCUGGCACUGGACGUGGCUCAAAUGUGAAUCGCAAUCAACAACAAUACAACUGGCAGCAGUAAUGCUUCAUUCCUGCUACCAAUAUGGUAAGCAAAAUGUGCAAACUAUGUGAAAUAUAAAGAAGUGAACUGUGGAUUGGAAUAUCGCGCACUUCAUUGAUUUUCUAAUCCACCUCAUGCAUCGCAAGAGAAGGGAGGCAGUGUGUGGGAGGGCAUCUAACAAACCUGUUUAUACGGAAGUUGUCACACUGAAGGUUACGUAAAAUAUGUAUCUUAUGUUCUAUGGACAUUGUCUUGUUUUGUCUAUUCCACGUCCAAAAUUUAUUUGUGAACAGAACAACCAUAAAUUUAUCCUCCUCUGCUAAGGAGCACUUAUUUCAUCCAUUUGUGGUGAAUAUUUUUUGUUUGAAUACUGAAGUUCAACUUUUAUGAAUCGUAAAUUGAGAUCCAAAUGUGUAACAGCUUUUUUAUUUUUGUGAGCUGAAUAAUUGGAAA
Solanum verrucosum is the source of this 2238-nucleotide messenger RNA. Its product is annotated as cyclin-dependent kinase C-2-like. The transcript has 12 exons. Gene Ontology annotation, biological process: positive regulation of transcription elongation by RNA polymerase II; protein phosphorylation. The record is from RefSeq and is a predicted model, not a curated record. Gene Ontology annotation, molecular function: ATP binding; cyclin-dependent protein serine/threonine kinase activity; RNA polymerase II CTD heptapeptide repeat kinase activity. Gene Ontology annotation, cellular component: cyclin-dependent protein kinase holoenzyme complex; nucleus. NCBI's taxonomy places the organism in Eukaryota, Viridiplantae, Streptophyta, Magnoliopsida, Solanales, Solanaceae.